CCACGCAGCUGGCCACGUGAAUGCGCAGAGGUCGUAUGACAAUGAGUCAUGCGACAGAUUGCACAACGAUUUCAUCAGCCACAACGCAGGCGUCCGAGUAUAAAAGGUUCGUGCGCAGCUCCGCAGUCAGAUCAACACUCACCGCUGCUCCCAAGACUACGAACCUCCAGACAACACUUUAAGCCGAAUUUUUUCAGCGCAGCAUUUUCUACCAAGCUACAGCCGAGACUCGAGCCAUUGCUGAGAAAAAUCUAAAAUUACUGACGUCAUCUCAAUCCGUCUAUCAAAUCGGUCAGAAAAGCCGACGAGAAUAAUGGAAGUGACAGUGAAAGCUUUCCUGCAAGACGCAGACGGCAACAGGGAGGUGAGGCGAGUGAGCCUACUCCUGCAGCCAGGCAGUGCCAUGUUCAAAACCAUGGCUGGCAAAAUAGCCUCUGCAUUCCCUGGUCUGAUAGGGAAGAAGUUUGACAUCACUUGGGAAGUUACUGAUGGUCAAUCUGUCUAUGGAGAUGGAAUGAUGGAGGAAGAGGAGGGACCUACUAAUGACCAAGGGACGGAGGUUCCUCAGGGUCGACAUGACAGAGCUGUGUCUUGGACAGCUGUGGACCACCCUGACUUCCCCCACCCUGAUGGCCCACCACCUCCUCCCCCACCCCCUCCGUUCCACCCGGGCAUGAUGAUGCAUGGGAGACGUGGACGCCGCGGAUGGAUGGGAGGCAGGGGUCACCACCACGGACCCUACCCCGGGCCUUUCCCUGGGCCCCACCCUAUGUUUCACCCUGUCGAAUGGACGGAAAUGCCUAAGAUGCGUGUUUGGCCUUUUGGUCGUUUUUUUGGCCAGGGAGGGAUGGACCAAGGGCCUUGUGCUGGUCAGCAAGAGGAAGGCUGUGACAAACGAGGCUGGAAGAGAGCUCUGAGGGAAUCAGUACCUGUGAAUCAUCGCCGCUGGGCAAAGGUUUACAUUCACAAUUGGCGCAAACAAAACCUCAAGAACUUUACCACGACUACCAGCGACAGUGAGCAAGACGUAAAAGGGAAGACCGUGACAAAGGAGGCAGCGGGUGUACCAGAGGCUUAUGUUGUCUGGCUUGACAUGGUGCUGCCCAAGUUCCAUAAGCGUUGGGAGACGGAGGUCUCCACAGAGCAUGGUGCGAAGGACUUUGAGGGUGAUGAUGCAGACAGCAUGGUAACGAUCAAGAUGUCUGUGCCAGUGGAAUUUCGCAAAUGGGUCUGGUGGUACCUGGCAAGGCGCUACGGGAAGAGAAUGGCCCCAGAGUUUCGUUGUGGCAGUCCGGGACGCCGAGGCCACCCAUGGGGCAGAGGCCACCCAGGGGCUAGAGGUCACCCUGGACCAUUCUGGAAUGGCAUGGGCAGACGUGGACCAGGAAAGUGCGGCAAGAAAGGCAUGAUGGGUGGCAAACUGCACCACUUGGCUAGCCAGGUACCCAAACACAUUCGAACCUGGGCCAAGCAGUUUAUUCUCACCUGGAGACUGGAGCACCAGAUCCCGACCACUCGACCCGCUCACCUCACAGACUCGGAGAGCGAUGAGGUCAAAGGUGCCAAGGACAAAGGCAUCCCAGAGGACUACGGCAAGUGGCUCAACAAGUUCCUGCCCAGAUGGCACCUGUGGAGAGGACAGGUGGCCUCAAGCAAAGUUAACGUCCCUGCAGGAGGGAUGGGAGAGUUUAAGGAUACAGUCCCUAUGGAAUUUCGUUGCUGGACCAAGUGCUACCUCUGCAGACACUACUCUCAACCCAGUGAAGGGAGUGAGGGAGGAGAGGACCGCUAUCGUCGCUGGCUGCAGAUCUUCAAGAAGAAAUGGCUGCAGCAGCAGAAGGGGGGAGAUGAAGACUUUGAAACUUUGUGCAUCACCAGCAGCGACGAGGAACACAGAGCAGCUGCUCUGACCUCUGAUCCGGACACAGACAUGGAGAUGGAUUCCUCGUUCAAACGUCUCAGACUGGACAAAGAAACCACGCUGAGGAACGUUCGUUUUGCCGGGGCAGCAGCAGAGAAUGAAGCUGCUCAGGGAAGUGACAGUGACAGUGAUGCCGAAAUGUUUGGUGGCAGAAUGCUUGGUAAACAUGGAUUCCGCCGUUUCGCCAAGACCGAGCUGUACAACUGGGAUGGGAAGACGCCCGUAGACGGAGCCGAUGACGAUUUGGAGUUGCCUCCCCGCCUGUACCACGUGCUCAGUCACAUGAUGGUGAAGAUGCAGAAGAAAAAGUUCAAGAGGGAUAUGAAGGCCGCCAAGAAGGAAAUGAAAGCAGCUGCGAAGGCUCAAAAGCUCAGCGAGUCUUAAAGUUGUCAGUCAGCUUGAAUGAAGUAAUGGAGGAAGAAGGAUAGUUUGGAGCAGUGGUUUUAUGUGGAUAAGUAUUUCCACUGGUGCUUUUGUAGACUCUCUGCUUAAAAGUUAAAUUGGUGUCCAUGUAUUCCAAAUUAAUUUGGAUGAUAUUAUAUGCUAUAUUUUUCCACAACUUAAUAAAACAUUUUUUUUAAAAUACAUGCUUUUCAACCAUAGUGUUUGUCAUAACACACUAUGAAACAGAUUUUUUCUUGACUAGAGUUUGUUUUGUAUCCCCUGGGAAAUUAUCAAAAUGCGGACGAAAGUUGCUGAAUAAAAUGAUACUCAAUGUAUAUUGAGAACUAGUGUAAAGUAUCUCUGCGUUAUUAUUAUAAUUUCAUGCUUUGGGUACUGACUGAACUUUUUGACAUUGAUGAUUUACUUUGACUAGAAUGUGUAGACUUGAUAUUUUGAGAUGCCAACAGAAGUUACAUAAUCCUAAUUCAUGCGUAUGUUUUAAAAUGUACAUCUGAACUACAAAAACAUGUUAUGUAUAACAUUGAUGUAAAACCCCAAAAAAAUUCUGCACACAAUGCUGGUGCUUAGAAGGAAUUUCUGUGUUUGAUUUUUCUGGCAAGUUCCUCAUCUCUACUUCCCUUUGCUUGCUCCUGUCUGUCGAGCUUUUUUCAUCAUUCAAUAUCUUUGACCAAGGUCACGGGCUUCUCUUUAUCUCAAACACAUAAAGGAUACCAAAUAAGAGAACAAUUUCUUUACUCUCCCACUCAUUGUUUCUAUCUUUUUUGCCUUCUUUUCGGAUUCCAAGAUCAAAAUGACCGUCACCAAGUGACCGUUUCUUUUCUACUUAAUUCUUAAUUUUGACUCUGUCUCAACACACUACAAUCAUUGCUACAUUACACAAGUUAUAAUGUACUCUCAGCAAAUAUUCAUUCCAAUACUUUUACCUAUUUGUCAGAUUUGUGCAUGUCUUUGGGUUACAAAAGAAGAUUUUUUAUUAUGAUAUAUAUACAUGUGACUGAUUCAAUCAGACUUUUGUUUUCAUUCAGUAUUGUGUGUGUACUUUCAAGUAAUAUGUUUGUAUCUGACAUUCUGAAUGAGCUACAUGUACAAUGCCAUAUGGCAUGAGGCAAGUCAUCUGAUGAUGAUAAUGUUAUCAAAACUUUUCUUACAUUUAUAUAUUCCAUGUGCAGAAGCAUUUUUUGUCACAUUGGCACAAAUGUAUAAUGCGCUUAGCUUUUUCAUGUCACAGUAUUGUAUUCCAUUUGGUAUUUUUUCUUGACAAUAAAUAUUGUAUAAAAAGCCUG
Messenger RNA from Aplysia californica (California sea hare), 3609 nucleotides. RefSeq lists its product as uncharacterized. The record is from RefSeq and is a predicted model, not a curated record. Gene Ontology annotation, molecular function: protein binding. NCBI's taxonomy places the organism in Eukaryota, Metazoa, Mollusca, Gastropoda, Aplysiida, Aplysiidae.